AUGACACUCUCCGCCAUGUUCGGUGGUCUGAAAGAGGGAAGGUUCACCUUCUCUAUUGGGAAGAAUCCGCCAAAGACGUUAGCCGACCUCAUCGCCAGAGCUCAAAAGUAUACUAACGCCGAUGAAUUCUCCAAUGCCGGUAAGAAUGUUCAAAUUUUACUAGACAUCAGAGGACACAAGCUUCUAAAUUGGCCAGUUUGUAUGAAGGCUGACCCCGAUCAUCAAGAUAAGCGCAAGUAUUGCCACUUCCAUCAGGAUCACAGCCACAACACAGCUGAUUACGUGGAUCUCAAGGAUGAGAUCGAGACCCUUAUUCGUAAGGGGCAUUUGUGCCGAUACGCUAAGGGAGAAAGAACUACUCGGAAAGAAGAGCGAGGGCAAGAGCAGUCGAAUAACACCACGGAAGAGCUAGCCAAAAUUUGCACCAUCAUUGGGGGCUCAUCUGGUGGGGGAGAUUCAAACAGGACUCGGAAAGCCCACUCUCGAAAGUAUGAUCUGGAACACUACAUCCACUUGACUGAGCGUCCGAGCAAAGAACUCUGGGUUAGUCCAUGCAGCAUGACCUUCUUAGAAGAUGAUGCGCACGGGAUCCAACAUUCGCACGACGACACCCUAGUGGUUACUGUGACCAUAGCCAACCAUAAGGUAUACUACAUCCUGAUCGACACCGGAAGCUCAGCAAAUGUAAUUUAUUUCGAGGCUUUCGAAAGAAUGGGGAUUCCUACGUCACGCCUCAGACCUGUGAAGACCCCCCUGCACGGAUUUACCGAAGAAAGGGUGAUCUCUGCGGGAGCCAUCUCCAUCCAUGUGACUGGGGGAGAAGGACAACAUCAAGUCACCCUCAUGGUAGACUUCCUCGUUGUUAAUGUGCCAUCAGUACACAACGUCAUUUUAGGUAAACCUUCUCUCAAUGCAAUGAGGGUAGUCGUCUCCACCUAUCACUUAAUGAUGAAAUUCUCCGCCAAAGGAGGGAUAGGCUACCUCCGAGGAGACCAGCGCGAAGCUUGGAGGUGUUAUGCGAUAGCAGUGAAGAAAGGAUCCGUGAAGCAAGCACUCACCGUCUAUAUUCUAGAUCCCAAGCACUCACCAUCCAUAUAG
Magnolia sinica is the source of this 1098-nucleotide messenger RNA. RefSeq lists its product as uncharacterized. Bases 1 to 1098 code for a protein of 365 amino acids. The record is from RefSeq and is a predicted model, not a curated record. NCBI's taxonomy places the organism in Eukaryota, Viridiplantae, Streptophyta, Magnoliopsida, Magnoliales, Magnoliaceae. The transcript is spliced from 2 exons.